GGAUAUGAAGAUGCACCUAAUGCCGUUGGUGAGAGGGGAUGACAACCUAUAUAACUGUCCACCACCGACUGCUUAGCAAACUCUUGUCGAGAGUGACCAGUGCUGUGUUAAACUUCGAACGCAAAUCAGCAGAAAGAGAAGACAACCAACAGGAUGAAACUAAUCGUGGGCCUCUUUUUGGUAGCCACCGCUUUGGCUUUACCACUCCCCGAGAGUGAAGAAAAUAAAUCAGGUGUACCUCUAGUCAUCGCUGAUUAUUCCUCAGUCGCAAAAUCUGAAGAAAAUCACCACCACCACCAUCACGACUCCUCCUCGCAAUCAUCUUCAGAAGAAUCCACUGAAAAAGCGAGCGAAGAAGCAAAACCGACCACUGAACCCGCCAAGAGUGAAGAAAAAUCCGAAAGCAGCGAAGAGAAAAGCAGCAGUGAAGAAAGCAACGAAAGCAAACCUCUCCAAGAUGAAAACCCCACAUCUGAAGAGCCGGUCAAGACGACCGAAGCCCCCAAAGCCGAAGAACCCAAACGCGAAGAGCCCAAACUCGAAGAACCCAAACUCGAAGAGAAGCCCAAGCCCCAAGAGCCCGAAAUGAAGAAAAUCGACGAACCCAAACCCAUCAUCGAAGAGAAAAAAGAAGAGAGCGUCCCCGCCGUUAAACUCAUCAUGGAAGGUUCCGAUGUGGUGCAAGCCGCCAAAAACACGGUAGCCGUGGCGGAAGAAUCUGCCCCCGCUCCCGCCGCCAAGGCCGAGACCUCGCCGCCCCUCGAGGCCACCACCGAGAAAAUCGAAAAGCCGUUGGCACUCCCGGCACUCAAAGCCGAAGAAGCCGCCAAACCGGAUGUCAAAGAAGAAGUGAAAGCCGAACCCGAGAAGAAAUUGGAAGAGAAGAAAGAGGAGAAGAUUGAAGAGAAGAAAGAAGUAAUCGAAGAGAAGAAAGAUAUUGAGAAGAAAGCCAAAGCUGAGGCCGAGACGGAGGCUCCCAAACCGGAAGGAGCUUUGAAAAAAGACGAAAAAGAGGCGUUACCGGAAAAACUACCAGAGCCUGCUAGUGCAAGGGAUGCUCUCCGGUUGGAACAACCACCGACUCCGAGGCUUCUUCUGGAAGAACUCGAGACUGAUUUGGCCCAUCCCUGUGCCCUCAUUGCCCCUCAAUUGCUCGCUAAAAAGGCUAAUUUCGCGUUUGAGAGUCUCGUCGAGCCUUUUCGACGAACAACACACAUAAGUGAGGUCGAUAAAGUCGCAAUCUACAUCGGUGUAACCGAUCGUACCGAUCGAGUAACUCCCUUCGGUGCUGUAGAGGAACUUGCCGUGCGUCCGGUGGAACAACACCGUGUGGAAAAUACUAGCGACGGCUUCGUCGGCUUGAUGCCCUUCCACCGCCAAAUCGAACAUUUGAGAUCGGGCGUUCAUUUAGGUGAAGUGUCAGAAAAUCCGGUUGAAGACAAUGUUGAAGACAAAAUCGAGCAACUGGAAGCGGAAAAGAAAAGAAUCCAGGAUGAAUUCAAUGUGCAAAGAGCAAAAAUGAAAGAACUCUUCUUACAAAAAGAAGAUGAGUUGUUACGKAGAAACCACGAAAAUACGCGCUUGAAUGCAGAAAUCGUGGAUUUAAAACGCGAAUUGGACGAUUUAAAAAGUCAGUUAGUUAUAGCUGGGAUGACCUUAGAAAACAGUUUCGAGCAGGAAAAACGUAAAGCCAACGAGGAAAUUGCAACACUACAACAACUAGUUCACGAAACUGUUGAAGAGUCAAGUUCUUCACGGAGUUUAUACGACAGCGAACUUAAAAACCUACAAACUUACAUCCAGCAAUUACAAAACGAGAUUUUAGUCUUAAAGCAACAAAAACAACAGUCGCCCCACCAUUCCAGUCAGGAGUCAAGUCUGGCUCCUAGUGUCGUCCUUAACGCCCUUACUAAAGGAAUAGUUAAAAAACUAGGAGCUGACGCUUUCACGUCCCAAGACAGUGGCGAUGACCCCACCAGAAAGGUAGAACUUAGCGGCCAUACGCAGGAGGAUCCCGAGGUACUCCGCUCGCUUAUUGGCCCCCUCGAAGACCAGAUCCAAGCCCUGAAAGAGAAAUUGCGCGCCACUGACGAACAGUUGCAAAAAUGCCGCGAAUGCGGCCACAAACAGGACAAAAACGACCACAAUGUCGCCACAAACACGUCGUUUGACUCGCCAAAACAUGCGACUUCGUGUGACAUGUGCAGCAAUUACGAGGACCAAUUAGUGGCCGAACAGCGAAAAACGAAAGAGUUGGAAUUGAAAGUACAAAAGGCGGAGAAGGCGGCUGAAAGACACAAAGAGGAUUUGUUGAAAGAAAUCGGCUUUCGGAAAGAAAUUGAAGAGAAAUGGAACGAGAAGAAAGAGGAACAUAAACAGCAAGUGGCCGAAUUGACUCGCAGUACGGAAUGUGCCGAACAAGACUUGAAAGAAUUACGACAAGUGUUUAACCAGACUUGCGCUGAAAUGAGCGAAAUGCUGAAAAAAUUGACCAAAGGCCGCGAGAAGAUCCAAGAGGAGUUGACCACGCUCCAGAAAGAGAACGAUAACCUUGUUGGGAAGUACACGAUUCACUCCCAAGAGCUGCAAAGUGAAGCGAUUAAUCUCCCGAAUACUGUCGAGGAGCUCCAUGAAUUGGUCCUUAAACACCACCAGGACUUGAUUAUAGCGAAAAUCGGGAAGGAAGCCGCCGAGGAAAAGGUGAAUACGUUGCAAUCGGACAUUUUGCUACUUCGAGACCAGAUUACCAACGACCAYCACGAGAGGGAAUUAAUGGAGAAUAAUCUGGCGCAGGAAAUUGAUUUAUUGAAGAAGCAGAAACACCAGUUAGAGAAGGAGAAAAAACUGUAUUUGGCCAAUCAGGAGAAGCUGCAAAACACGGAUAAAGCGAAUUUGGCGCAAAUCGCUGAGCUGCAAAAGCAGAUACACGACCUGCAAACAACCAAAAGACAGUUGGAGGAGCAGAACAGCGAACUCCGUACACAAAUCUCCUCGCUGCAGCAGGAGUUGGACACGAGCGAGACCGUCCAGAAAGACUUUGUGCGUCUGUCGCAAAGCUUGCAGAUGCAAUUGGAGAAAAUCCGCGAGUCCGACACCCAAGUCCGGUGGCAGCACGAAGAGGACGUCGAAAAGUGCCCCAAUUGUCGCUCCGAUUUCGGGGGCCCCAAACGCAAGGAGCACUGCCGACACUGCGGCCAAAUUUUCUGCACCAAUUGUCUCACUCACACGGUGGAAAGUGGGGCUAGCAUGCUCCCAUCCAAGGUUUGUGAUGUCUGUCAUACUCUCCUAGUCAAAUCGUCGGCGCCCUACUUCAGCGAAGCGCCGCCGAUGACUUGAAUCCAGUUGAUUAGUUCUAAGGUUGUAAUCAAAUGUCUAAUAAAGUCUAUUUCAAUUUUA
Molecule: messenger RNA, 3396 nt
Organism: Tribolium madens (black flour beetle)
Lineage: Eukaryota; Metazoa; Arthropoda; Insecta; Coleoptera; Tenebrionidae
Gene: Rbpn-5
Product: early endosome antigen 1
Exons: 12
Coding region: 154-3336 (1060 amino acids)
Biological process (GO): endocytosis
Cellular component (GO): intracellular membrane-bounded organelle
Molecular function (GO): GTPase activator activity; metal ion binding
Source: RefSeq, a predicted model, not a curated record